GUAGUCCCCCCUAAGGAAAUCCCACUUGUUCAACAUUGGAAUGAUGAACAAGUGACUGAACGUCUGGUUUCCGAAGAGAAGAUGGGUUUUGGGGUAGCUUUGGUUGAUAUAACCAGCUAUCCCGUGUCUAAGACUUUUGCUGAUUUGUUAGGGGGUCUUAACCCUAUCAAACUCGAGGUUCCUGAAGCUUCUGCUGCUCCUGAAGCUUCUGCUGCUCCUUCUGCUUCUCCUGCUCCUUCUGCUUCUGCUGCUCGUGCUGCUUCUGGUGCUCCUGCUGCUUCUGCUAAAGCUUCGGAAGGUGCACCGGGUAAUUCGCAAGCUGAUCGAAGCAGGAUUAUUGAGUUUCAAAUUCCGGAAAGUGCUCAAACAGAUGCUGAAAUUCAAGCUACCUGCGAUGAUGAGUUGCAAUUGGCAAUGAGAAUAUAUUGUCGCGAUUUAUAUGUUGUGUCCAGUUUCCAUAAGGACCGUAUAAAUUUGUUAAAGAGUCGGCGACAAGAAUUAUCAGACAGUCCAGGAUACAGUGAUCCUGUGUUUUUGGAGAUAAUUGACUCAAUUGUUGCCUAUGCUGAACACUUGAGAAAUGAAAAUAAUGUUGUUGAUGAUAAUGCUCCUUCUCAAGCUGUUGAUGGUGCUGCUGACAAGGGGCCAAUUCAGGAGAAUGUUGGUGCUGCUGACAAGGGUUCUGGUGAUAAUGGACCUGGUGAUAAAGGGCCAAUUGAGAAAAAUGUUGAAGGUUCUGGAAAUGUUGCUCCCCAAGAUGCUGAACCUGAACGAGAAGCUAGGAGUUUCUAUAGCAGUCUUCCCAUUGGUUCUGCUACAGAAGAAGUCUUCUGCUUAUCUGAGUUAAUGGAGAGAUUUCCGAAGACCCUCGGUCGUCUGAGGAGACUGGAAAAAGAAGUAAUUGACUUCUGUUUCUUGGAUGAUGAGGCACUUGAUCAACAGUAAGUUAACAAUUAGUUAACUAUAUAUGUCAUUUAGUUGAGAUUUUUACAUAAUUUAAUAUUUUCCUUAUUUAUUUGUUUUAAUUUUUGUGUAACAGGGCU
Messenger RNA from Spinacia oleracea (spinach), 1043 nucleotides. RefSeq lists its product as uncharacterized. Bases 82 to 945 code for a protein of 287 amino acids. NCBI's taxonomy places the organism in Eukaryota, Viridiplantae, Streptophyta, Magnoliopsida, Caryophyllales, Amaranthaceae. The transcript is spliced from 2 exons. The record is from RefSeq and is a predicted model, not a curated record.